UAUAAAAAAAUACUUGCACAGGACCAAAAUGAGAAUAUAUAUUAACAUACUGUUCAGUACACUUGUGCUUGUGUACGGUGAGAAGGACUGUUGCCGAAAUAUUGGUAAAUCAAAGGCAGCGUUAUCAGAGGUAAUUAGUUCACUGCAGAGGACGAACAGACUGCUUGGAGAGAAUUCUCUGAUCUCUUCAAUUGAAGUGGCAUUUCAUGCAAGAUUGACACCGUAUAUAACUCUUGGCUCUAGACAGACAGUUAUCUUCGAUCAGGUGAUUACUAAUAUCGGCCAAGCUUAUAACCAACAUUCUGGUCAUUUCACCGCACCCUUUGAUGGAAUAUACUUCUUUGCCUGUACAUUUCUUAGACCACACAAUGCAACAGUAUUACAUCUUCAAAUGGUCAAAAACAGCAACGAGAUAUCACGAGGGCACGCAGCAUCUGGUGGCGGAUCGCAGACAGGGGCAAUGAAUGCAGUUGUAUAUCUGCACAAGGGAGAUGUUGUCAAAGUACGUCAUUUCCCUGGAUUAGGACCACAAAUAAUACAUGGCGAUUGGAGCUUCUUCACUGGUUACCGUAUCUAAAAACAAAAAAAUCACUAUUGAGGUUUCCAGAAAAAAAUAUUGUUUAUUUGAUAUAAAUACACGGUUGCAAAAAGCCGUGUACAGAUAUCUGUUGUAAUGUUUAUAAUAUUUUGCAGUGUCUUUAAGUAAAGGAAAUAAAUAAUAGAAAAUUGGAGACAGGUAAAUCUCGACAGG
Mytilus trossulus (common blue mussel) is the source of this 751-nucleotide messenger RNA. RefSeq names its product complement C1q tumor necrosis factor-related protein 3-like. Gene Ontology annotation, molecular function: protein binding. The coding region runs from base 29 to 577 and encodes 182 amino acids. The transcript is spliced from 3 exons. The record is from RefSeq and is a predicted model, not a curated record. Lineage: Eukaryota; Metazoa; Mollusca; Bivalvia; Mytilida; Mytilidae.